AGGGACCCUUCAAAGCCAACUGUGUGGGGAGGAGAAAGUGAUCCAACAAGUGCUCCGUGGAGAGGAAACACAAGGUGAAGGCAGGAAAAGAAGUGAUGGAUCACUCCAAACAGACACAGUACGGCUCAAACGAGAAGAAAGACAGCGGGGACACCGGCUCCGUGCUGAACGGACACUUUGACGCGAUGGUGAAGCGGUCAGCCGGCGGCACCGUGCGCCCCGCCGCCCCCCAGCCUCCGGGCGCGGAGUCCGGUGCGCACCGGCCGGCCGCCUCGGUGAUGGAGUGCUGGAGGGAGGAGCGCACCAGGAGCGUGGAGGACAACGAGAUGAGCCUGCCGUCCCUGGCCGCGGCUUACACCACCAUCCUGCGGGGGCUCGGGGAGGACCCGCAGCGGCAGGGGCUCCUCAAAACCCCCUGGAGGGCUGCCACCGCCAUGCAGUUCUUCACCAAGGGCUACCAGGAGAAAAUUAUCGACGUGCUGAAUGACGCCAUCUUUGACGAAGACCACGACGAGAUGGUGAUCGUAAAAGACAUCGACAUGUUCUCCAUGUGUGAACAUCACCUGGUGCCCAUCUUCGGCAGGGUUCACAUCGGUUACCUCCCCAACAAGAGAGUUCUGGGCCUCAGCAAGCUGGCCAGGUGA
Micropterus dolomieu (smallmouth bass) is the source of this 644-nucleotide messenger RNA. RefSeq names its product GTP cyclohydrolase 1-like. NCBI's taxonomy places the organism in Eukaryota, Metazoa, Chordata, Actinopteri, Centrarchiformes, Centrarchidae. Gene Ontology annotation, biological process: tetrahydrofolate biosynthetic process; tetrahydrobiopterin biosynthetic process. The transcript is spliced from 3 exons. The record is from RefSeq and is a predicted model, not a curated record. The coding region runs from base 96 to 644 and encodes 182 amino acids. Gene Ontology annotation, molecular function: GTP cyclohydrolase I activity; zinc ion binding; GTP binding. Gene Ontology annotation, cellular component: cytoplasm.